AUGUCGCUACAGGUCUACGUAACUCAUACAGGCCAACGGCUCGACGCCGAUCCUGUAUCUUUCAACUCGCUUGAAGCCUUGACUGCAUGGUUAUCGCAGCGUACUGCGAUACCAAAACAGAAUCUCCUCCUCCUCACGACUCGCGCAAAACAAGUAAAGCUACAAGCGCUUCUUACAGAAAAGGAGAUAUUUGCGUUCGAUCGCUCUCUCUUCUCAGACAGCCAACCAAUCCCAAGCCCUGCUCUCGUACCCGAUCUCUUUGAACCGGAUGAAGCUCCAUCUGAUAUAUCAAACCAUACGGAUCUCAAAUCAUGGCAGAAUUUGUUCAAAACACGGAAGGACUGGGCGGUAAAUUUGCUAGAGGCAAAUCGGACCAUGGUCAAGGAUGCAAAUAAGUUCUCCGCGGAACUUGCGAUCGUCAAAAGGGGUGUACAGCUGGCCACUGGGAACCGCGACUCCCGCAUAAAAAGGCUUGAGGCUCAGUUUGCUGAGGCUCGUGCUUGGUUCGAGGAUGUUACUAAAGAGCAAGAGGAAAACCUUCGGAAUCUGGAGAGGGACCUGUCUCAGCUCAAAAUUAUUCCUGCCAAAAGAGAAUUCAAGCGUUUCAUAUCUCUUGGAGCCACCGAUCGUCUGCAGGACCACACUGACUCGUAUGUCAACCAAGGGAAUCUCACGGACUUCGUCGACAUCUCAGCGGUCAGGAACUCCGCCGCCUUGAGCCAGAAUGUCUCAACUAGUUUCAAGAAGCGGGUAGAAGGAAUAUCAGGGGCUGUUGAAAAAAUAUCGGCUGAUUACAGUAGUCUCAUAAGUGCCUUAUCCCAAGGCCAAAGUCAGUCAUCCACUGAUGAGCAAGAGCCUUCUCGCCUAUUCCAGGAGAUUGAGACCAUAGUCAAGAAGGUUGUGUCAGAUUAUGAACACGUCCUUGGGAUCUCGAUCAUUAAAUCUACUGUGACACAGGUGUCCAAGAUGGCCCUUCUACAUACUCGCAACUAUCUCCCCGGUAUUCACGAAUGCACGAUCGAAAUGAGCAAUCAUUUAAUACGAGCAAUAGAACACAAAAAUGCUGCUGUCCAGAGUGGUGUAGAGAGUAUGCGAAGUAUAGCCACGAUUGAUUCCUUGAUUAUCAAGGUUGAAGAAGAUCUAAAGUCACUUGAGAUCCCGGCGGAAGGGCGUGACGCUCUCGAAUCAUUAGCGAUCGUCUCGAAGCUACCGUAUGUAUACGGAUCGCUACAGCUGGAAGCAAUACGUAGACACGACUGGUCCGACAAGAUGAAACACGAUUCUUCGGUCCUCGCAGAGGAGAUGGCGGGCUAUCAAGAGGAAGAGGAGCGUCGCAGGAGGAAGUGGCUCAAGACCAUCAGUGAUUUCAUAAACGUUGAAGCUUUCCAAGAUAAAGCCCCCGGGUUUGAAGUCAAUAUUCGUGGACGAGAACAAACUUGGCCAUCUGUAACUCAUGAAGCUUUCCGAUCCUACAUCGAUCUAUUGAUGGGCACGAAGGGCCAAGAAUCGACCAUCCAAGCACUGAGCCAGGCCUUCAAGGAGAUAGACCGACCUACCAAGCAGCAGAUGAAGCGAGCCAAGGGUGUAAAAUCUGGCAGUGUGCAUGAAGCUUCCAUCGGUAAAGGAUCGUUGAUGCUUCGUGGAGAUGACGAAAUACGCGUCCUUCGAGAGAGUAAUUCGAAACUCGAGGAAGAGCUGAAGGGAUCAAGGAGUCGAAUUCGCAAGCUGGAGGGCUUGGUACAUCAACAGAAUCACACACCUCGCCUCUCUCUGGGCAGUGCAUUCCAUCCAACUCCAAGUCCGGACUUGUCAACGCCUGAUGCAAACAUAGGUGUGUCACUAAGGUUGCAGGACAAUCUGUCUCGACGCUCAUCAAUGUCUUCUCGACGACCUUCAACACAACGUGGAGGUGAAGAGAAGGCCCUUCAGCGUCGUCUAUUGCAGCUAGAAGGUGAGCUUGCUUUAGAAAAAGAUACUCGCAUCUCUCUAGAAAAUGACAUAGCCGCGAAAGAACUCUCUGCGAAAAAUUUACAACAACAGCUUGCAGAAGCUAACUCCCUCAAGCACGAUAUCAUGGAGAACAUGGAAGAUCAACAGAAGGACUUUUCCAACGAGCGUCGAUCCUUGGAAGGAGAGAUAUCGAGGCAAAAGUUCAAGAUCGAGGAGCUUGAAGAUGAGUUGGACCGGAUCCUUGGCAGUCGUGACAACGAACAACACGGCAACGAGACUCGAAUGCAAAGGCUCAUGGAACAACUCGAACAUGCGCGGAAAGAAGCUGCGAACGAUGCUCGACACUCACAAGAUCAAGUGCGUCAACUCGAGCAGGACAUUGCGAAACGGGACGAAGCGGAGGCAGGACUCAAAGAGAUCCUUUGUAGCGUGUACAAGCAUCUAGCACCGGAUGGAUACCCCCCCUUCGAGCUCACGAUCAUCGUUGAACAUCUUGAGAGUGUAGCGCAAAGGACAAUCGAUCAUGUCAGGGACUUGGAGUCGGCUGUCCAGACCGCGAAGUCUGAGGCGAUGGCGUUGCGGUCUGAUAACAGCACACGUGAAGCUGAUCUAGCGGCAAAAACCCAAGAGCAUGACAGCGCAGUCCGUAAAUUUGAAUACCAGUUAAGCUUGAAGGAGGCACAGAUUAAAUCUCUCGAGUCCGAACUCGAAGGGGAAGGUCGACAGCUCCAUGAGCUAAGGUCUAAAUUCGAAGACAGGGAAACAGGCUCUGAAGUGCUUCGGAAGCGUGUAGAGGAAGAAGAGACUAAAGUGCAGAAGAUAACAACCGAACUUACUGAGGCAAGGUCGCAUAUCAACAGCCUUGAUGUCGAGCUACUUUCUAUGCAAAAGAAGAACAACGAGUUACGAAAAAUCUCGGAGAACGACUCGAGCACGCUCCAAGAACGAUCACUACAUGUGAAGUAUCUCAUACAGCGGAUCUUUGCACGAAAUGAGCGCCUCCUUCGUCUUCUCGAGACCCUCGGAUAUGCAAUCAGCUACCCCGAGGAAAGAAUGGUCGUCCAACGAAUCUCCAAAACAGGUAAUAGCACCGUCCUACCUGAUCCAAAUGCAAGCUUAACAUCAUCUCCACCAACCGGCGCAACAGCCUCUCAACAUCUGACAUACACUCCCACCGACUCUACAUUGCUCAAAUGGCUCGAAAGCGAACCACCCCCUAUAGAAGGUGCUAACUACGCCGACCUCCUCGCUUCUAUCAAUCGCUUCAGCUUGGAUACCUUCCACGACGCCGUCCUCAAGCGCAUGAAAGACUUUGAGCACACCGCCCGCAAAUGGCAAAAGGAAGCCCGUGCCUAUCGCGACAAAGCCCACCGCGCUGCCUCCGACGCCCACGACAAAAUCGCUUUCCGCUCCUUCAAGGAUGGUGAUCUUGCGCUUUUCCUGCCCACCCGCGACCAGGCAAAUCGACCUUGGGCCGCAUUCAAUGUCGGUGCCCCCCACUACUUUCUUCGCGAGCAUGACAAUCAUCGCCUUCGUAAUCGCGAAUGGCUUGUUGCACGCAUAUCGAAGAUCGAGGAGCGCGUCGUUGAUCUCAGCAAAACGCUCAACUCGGCAUCUAUGCGCGGCGCCGACGGACUCAGUAUGGACGAACGCUCGACGGGUGGAGCGAGCUACGAAGACGAUAAUCCAUUCGAGCUCUCCGACGGUCUGCGUUGGAACUUUGUCGAGGCGGCUGAGGAAAAAAGCGGCGCGCCCAGCACGCCGGGCCUAGGGAAGAGCACUGUCGCGUCAGCGCACGUCGAUGCAAAAGGCAGUAUUCGCGUUAAGAGCAAGACCGGCAGUGGGAACGACGCAAGUCGCACACUGAACAAGAGUCUUGAUUCUCGCCGUAGUAGUGCGAAUUCAUCGCGCAAGAGUAUCGUCGGUGUGAGCGCGCUCAAAGGGAGGACUUCGACAGAAGGAUUAGCGACGGGGAAUCCGGUCGCCGGCGGAAGUGGACUCGGACGAACCGGACAGGAGGGAGCGACCGCGGAGCGAGAUGCGAAUCUUAAUACGAUUGUGACUGACGAGGUGCGAAAAGAUUUACUUUGGGGUCCCUGA
Messenger RNA from Pseudovirgaria hyperparasitica, 4050 nucleotides. RefSeq lists its product as uncharacterized. Lineage: Eukaryota; Fungi; Ascomycota; Dothideomycetes; Acrospermales; Acrospermaceae. The coding region runs from base 1 to 4050 and encodes 1349 amino acids. Gene Ontology annotation, molecular function: molecular adaptor activity; protein kinase binding. The transcript has 2 exons. The record is from RefSeq and is a predicted model, not a curated record. Gene Ontology annotation, biological process: piecemeal microautophagy of the nucleus; autophagosome assembly; reticulophagy. Gene Ontology annotation, cellular component: phagophore assembly site membrane; Atg1/ULK1 kinase complex; extrinsic component of membrane.